Messenger RNA from Thlaspi arvense, 675 nucleotides. Lineage: Eukaryota; Viridiplantae; Streptophyta; Magnoliopsida; Brassicales; Brassicaceae. The record is from the annotation of a GenBank genome assembly.
AUGGCUUCUUCUUCUUCACAACAACAAGAACAAGACCAAUCAGCUUUAGAUCUCAUAACUCUACACCUCCUUACCGAUUUUCCUACCUUAGAUUCAUUCGUCUCAAACAUCCAACGCUGCACCACUUCCACUCUAAGCCAACGCAAGCCACCUCCUGCCACUAUUGCAGUUCCAACUACUGCACCGGUGGCUCAAGAGGAUGAUCAAAGGCAUUACAGAGGCGUGAGGCGAAGACCGUGGGGUAAGUAUGCGGCUGAGAUUAGAGACCCAAACAAGAAAGGUGUUCGUGUCUGGUUAGGUACUUUUGACACAGCCAUGGAAGCUGCAAGAGGUUACGACAGAGCUGCUUUUAAACUACGAGGAAGUAAAGCCAUUCUUAACUUCCCACUCGAAGCAGGCAAGCACGAGGACUCUGAUGACAACAAGACUGUGUCUUUGAAAGCUAAGAGGAAGAGACAAGUAACUGAGGAUGAAAGCCAUGGGAGAAACCUGAGCAGUCAUAAAGCUGUGAAAAGGGAAGAGACGGAAACUCAGGGUGAGGCUUGUCCGUUAACGCCGUCAAGCUGGAUGGGGUUUUGGGACGGAGUAGACGGUAAAGGGAUGGGACUAUUCUCUGUGCCUCCGUUAUCUCCUUAUCCAUCUCUUGGACACUCUCAAGUCUCAACUCGUGGUUAA